CUUUCCAAAAUCAAACCAGAGACGGAAACCCCCGAUCAUGCCGCCGCCGGCCAAGCCCUACUGCUUCGGCACCGCGGGCUUGUCCACGGACGAGAUCGCCAAGAUCGACCCCGACUACCUCUUCUUCCUCAGCCACGUCCGCCUCGACGGCGUCACCUACACGGUCGAGAUCCCGUCCAAGGAUGGCGCCUCCCCUCCCCAAGUCAUCAAGUACGAGGAAACCCUCGAGGGGCCCAAUGCCGAGCCCCCCGCCACCGCCGGCCGUGAAGGCGGGGUUCAAGGCUCACCGUCCCCCAUGGAGGAGGACUCAUCGGCGGCGGGUGAGGUCCCGUCCGGCGGCGCCUCCCCUCCCGCUUCCGUCAAGACCCGCGCCGCCAGCCACGUCGGCGAGGUCCCCGUGGAAGAGGACGACUUGGCGGCGCCCGCGGCGGAACCCGCGUGGUACGACUCCGAGCCCCACAUGGACGAGGACUACCGCCACUGCCUCCAGCACGUUCGCGUGGUGAAUGAUGCCCGAAUGGUGUACGAGAUGGGGGACUUUUCGAUGACUAUAGGGGAAGAAAGAGAGGCUGAGGCUGAGGCUGAGGAAGAGGAGGAUGCUGAUGCUGCUAUUGAUGAUAAUGAGGAGGAGGGUGAGGUGGAGGCGGAGGAGGCAGAUGAGGCCAUUCCAGCGUCAAAGGAGGACGAUGUUGGGACGGAGAAGAAUGAGGAUAGCGAUGAGAACGAGGAGGGUGUUGCAUCCGAUUUCAAGGAAUUACAAGGCGCUAUAUGGCCCACACAUAUUGUUGAGAGGCCAGAGUCAGACUUCAAACAGAAGUUGAUGGAGGUUCUUAAGAAACCAUUUAACCAGGAAGAACAUGAUGAGCUGUUUGGCAUGGCUACUAAUCGCACUCCAGUUAAAAAGGAACGAAGGACCCGUCAUCGUGUGGUUAACUACGCCUGCACAUAUGAGAUGGGCAAGUCAUACUUUGACUGUUACCCAGAUCUUGCCGACCAAGUUGAAGGUGAAGGCAAUAGCUAUCCCAAUCGCUUGGCUCUUUUGCGUGGGCUUUUCUUCUGGUUGAAGAAUAUUGGGCAUGAAGACCAAUUCAGACCAUGGAGAGAUGAUUACAAAAAGUACCGAGUUUUUUAUGAAAACUAAUUACCCAUACUAGUGGCUACUCGCUCCAGUCCAAAAAGAGUUGUUCCUUGAUUAGGCAUGGUA
Molecule: messenger RNA, 1204 nt
Organism: Phragmites australis (common reed)
Lineage: Eukaryota; Viridiplantae; Streptophyta; Magnoliopsida; Poales; Poaceae
Exons: 4
Coding region: 38-1141 (367 amino acids)
Source: RefSeq, a predicted model, not a curated record